UAGGAAAACGGCACCCUUUAAAACAACAAAAACAGUCAAAGUGUGUUAUAUGUUUUUGUCGGUGUUACAAAUGUUGAAAACAGUUUGAUCCGCGUCGUUGUGGCAUUUAUUUUUAUUUUAUUUUUUGUAUCUGACAAAGGUUUUCGUUUUCAACUUUAUUUUUCUUGAUUGAGUCGUUGAAGUCGUUAAACAAUGAAUGGAGAAGAAGAGGAAGUUUUGUUUAAAAAAGAAAGUAAAUCGUUAAUCGGUAAAACAUUUAUCGUAACUGGUGCCAACAGAGGAUUCGGUUACGCAAUAACCGAAACUUUGGUAGAAAGACAUGCUACUGUUAUAAUGGCUUGCAGAGAUUCUGAGAAGGCUUACCAGGCUAUAUCAAAACUUCGACUGAAAACAGCCACCGGAAGUUUGAAUUUUGUCCCUCUAGAUUUGACUUCAUUCGAUUCGAUUGUAAAUUUUGCAACGAUCAUAAAACAAACGUACCCAGAUAUGCACGGUAUUAUCAACAAUGCAGCCGUAAGAGUGGAAGGAAACGAAUAUUCCAAAGAAAAUGUCGAAAUAAAUUUUGCCACCAACUACCUCGGCCAUUUCAUUCUGAUUCAGUUGCUGCGAGACUAUAUCGAAGAGAAUGCAACCAAAAUCGUCCUAGUUUCGUCGCGAUCCCAUCAUAAAGGUACGAUUGAUUUCAAUAACUUUGGCAAAUGCGUCGAACCACAUCCGGUGUCACCGAAAAGCUAUUAUCGCAAUUCCAAAUUGGCGAUUUUAUAUUUUGCCGGCGAACUGUAUCGAAGGGGCUACGAUGUACAUGUAACAUGUCCGGAUGAGGAAUUCACUGAAAUGUUUAAGGGUUACAGAAUGAAAUGGCACGAUUACGUAUUCAAUCAUCCAUCGAUGUAUUACAUGAUGAAAUCGUCUGAAGAAACUGUUGGUAACAUAAUUUACUGUGCAACGAAAAAUGUGAAUAACGAGCGAAAGAAUCCACUGAAUGGAUAUUUGAUGACAAACAAAAAACAUUCGAAAUCGAAAGUAUUUUACAGCGAAAUCGUUUCAAAACGGUUGUAUGAAGAAACGCUGCAUAUGUGCAAUCAAGUGCUAACGCUAUCUAACGCAUAGGUCCUUUGGAUCUCACGAUAAUGCUUGCCUUCACAGAAAUAA
Molecule: messenger RNA, 1152 nt
Organism: Bradysia coprophila
Lineage: Eukaryota; Metazoa; Arthropoda; Insecta; Diptera; Sciaridae
Product: retinol dehydrogenase 13-like
Source: RefSeq, a predicted model, not a curated record